Momordica charantia (bitter melon) is the source of this 1056-nucleotide messenger RNA. RefSeq lists its product as uncharacterized. Lineage: Eukaryota; Viridiplantae; Streptophyta; Magnoliopsida; Cucurbitales; Cucurbitaceae. The record is from RefSeq and is a predicted model, not a curated record.
ACUUCACUUUUCAUUAUUACCGCUUCGGCUUCGGGUUUAAAAAUCCCGCCCCCAACUGCAACUGCAACUGCCCUCUUCAAACCAAUCCCUCAAUUAAUUCAUUUCUUCAAUCCAAUUCCACCCCAUCUUUAAUCUCUCUUUUUCCCACGGAUGCGCGACCCGGUUGAGGAAGUUGUGAGCCUCGAAAUGGAUCCACCGGAGGAAAUUUAUGGCGCCGAUGACUAUGAUGAUUUUUCUUUUGUUUGUUCAAAUCCGGACGGCUCUCCGAUCAGUGCAGAAGAUGCCUUCGUUAACGGCCAGAUUCGCCCCGUCUUCCCCGUGUUCGACCAACGCCUUCUGUUUUCCCAGACGAAGGCGGAGGAAACGACGUCGCUUCCGCUUCCGGUUCGAGUUCGACCCCAGGCCCAGUUGAAGAAGCUAUUCAUGGAAGACGAAGAACUUCGUUCGGAUACUCAGGAUUUGACACGUGUUGCGCCGGAAAUAUACUGUGAGUGGUCCCCGCGGAAGGUGGGGGAGGCGGCGCCGGAGCUGGGGAAGAAGAGCUACUCCACGGGGUUCUCGAAGCUGUGGAGGUUCGGGGACAGGAUUCGCCGGAGCAGCAGCGACGGCAAGGAGGCGUUCGUGUUCUUGAGAAGUCCGUCGUCGGGCGGCGGCGGCGAGGCGAAGUUAAAGGCGAAUGGAGGGUCGGGGUCGGGGUCAGGGUCAGGGAGGCGGACGAAAGGGGAAAGGGAAACGGCGUCGUGUUAUCACGAGCGGCAUUACGCGAGAAAUAGAGCGGAGAACGAGAUGAAUAAACGGAAAUCGUAUCUGCCGUAUAGGAGUAAUCUCGUGGGCUUCUUCACCAGCGUUAAUAAUAAUAAUAAUAAUAAUAAUAAUAAUGGUCUCACAAGAAAUCCUCACUCCUUCUGAGUUCUGCAGCAGCAUUGGAAUUGUUUUUUUUUUUUUUUAACUUAUUUGUUGAUUUAUUAACUCAUUGUCUAUUUUAUUCAUUAAUUUAUUUCUUGUUUAUCUUUUGAGAUGGGAUAUUUCUGAAAGAAACCUCAAUCUUUAGCCGGA